AUGUUGCGGGUGCCCCCCAGCAAGUGGGCGGACCUAUCGGAUGGCCAUGAGGCUGAGGGAAACACAAGGCAGGGAGGGCCAGCAUUUCAUGCCUGGAGGUCAGGGAGGCCCCCUGGGGAAGGCCAGGCCAUCCAGGCCCCUGUCCCUGCCACCAUCACCUGGGCCGUCCUCUGCAGCCCUGAUGUGCUGAGCUCCGGGUGUCACUUGGUCUCCUGGCGGGUACUGUACUUCCAGGGCACUGUCAUCCUCCUGGUCCUGACCCUGCUCCUGCUGGCCGGCUUUCUGCACCUGGACAUGAGGUUUUUCAUACCCCUGCUCCAGGGGGCCGCAAAGCUGCCCGUCACCAACGUCAUGUUCCUCAAGACGCACAAGACGGCCAGCACCACCAUGCUCAACGUGCUCUUCCGCUUUGCGGAGACACAUAACCUGUCGGUCGCGCUGCCCGGAGGCGCAAACUAUCACCUGGGCUACCCCUCGCUCUUCCUGGCCGGCUACGUGGAGGGCAGACAGGAGAAGGGCCUCGGCCAGCAGAGACGCUUCAACAUCCUGUGCAACCACCUGAGAUUCAACCUGCCAGAGGUGCAGAAAGUAAUGCCUGAGGACACCUUCUACUUCUCUGUCAUCCGGAACCCCGUCUUCCAGCUGGAGUCCUCCUUCGCCUACUACAAAGGCUACGCGCCCGCCUUCCAGGCUCCGAGGAACCUGAGCACCUUCCUGGCCUCACCGUGGACCUACUACAAUAAGAGCACCGACCCGAAGAAUGUCUACGCCAGGAACAACAUGUGGUUCGACUUCGGCUUCGACAACAACGCCUGGCCCGAGGAGGCCUACGUGCGCGCGCGCAUCGCGGAGGUGGAGCGGCACUUCCAGCUGAUCCUCAUUGCGGAGUACUUCGAUGAGUCCAUGGUGCUGCUGAGCCACGCCCUGCGCUGGACGCUGGACGACGUGGUCUACUUCAAGCUAAACUUUCGCAGCCAGCGCAGUGUCACGAGCCUGACUCCUCAGGACCAGGAGCGCGCCAAGCAGUGGUGCGCGCUCGACUGGCGCCUCUACCAGCACUUCAACCGCACCUUCUGGGCCAGGAUUCAAGCAGAGCUGGGUCCGCAGCGGCUGCGCAGCCAGGUGGCACUGCUGCAGGUGCGGCGGCGCCAGCUCAUGGACCUGUGCGUGCAGGACGGGGUGCCCAAGAACGAAUCGCAGAUCAAGGACCUGCAGCUGAAGCCCUACCAGUCCGGGAAGGCUGACAUCCUGGGCUACACCCUGCGGCUGGGCCUGGACAACGCAACCCUGCAGCUCUGUCAGAGGAUGGCCAUGCCCGAGCUCCAGUACAUGGCUCACCUGUACGCCCUACAGUUCCCGGAGAAGCCCCCUAAGAAGAUCCCGUUCCUGGAGGGGUAG
Trichechus manatus latirostris (Florida manatee) is the source of this 1398-nucleotide messenger RNA. RefSeq names its product galactose-3-O-sulfotransferase 2 (gene GAL3ST2). Lineage: Eukaryota; Metazoa; Chordata; Mammalia; Sirenia; Trichechidae. The record is from RefSeq and is a predicted model, not a curated record. Bases 1 to 1398 code for a protein of 465 amino acids. The transcript is spliced from 6 exons. Gene Ontology annotation, biological process: glycoprotein biosynthetic process; glycolipid biosynthetic process. Gene Ontology annotation, molecular function: galactosylceramide sulfotransferase activity. Gene Ontology annotation, cellular component: membrane.